Molecule: messenger RNA, 1545 nt
Organism: Alternaria alternata
Lineage: Eukaryota; Fungi; Ascomycota; Dothideomycetes; Pleosporales; Pleosporaceae
Exons: 2
Coding region: 204-1490 (428 amino acids)
Source: RefSeq, a predicted model, not a curated record
GCUACAUUCCUUUCCUUGAAGAAACAGGUUACCAACCUCGCCACAAAUACUCGUACGGCCAUGAGAUCAGACGCCAGAUUGAGCGAAGCGCCGACCACUUUGGGAUUCGGGGUCAGUUCGUGGGGGACCCAUCGACGUCAACGACAUUCACUGUAUACGCCGAGUUUAUCAUGAUGUCCAGUGCUCCUUUCAUACUACCAAAGAUGCCUGACCUUCCGGGAUUCGAAGACCUUCACCGAAAGAAACACGUGUUUCAUUCCGCUCGCUGGGACUACGAGUAUACCGGCGGGACUCAAGAGAAACCUGAUCUGGAAAAGCUCCGAGGAAAGCGUGUCGCGAUUAUUGGCACUGGGGCAACUGCUAUCCAGAUUGUACCUGAGCUGGCAAAGUGGGCUGACCAGGUAUAUGUUGUGCAAAGGACAGCGACGCAUGUAGGGCCCCGCAACCAAGCGGAGACUGAUCCAGAGUAUUGGGCCAAGAUGACGAGCGAGAAAGGAUGGCAGAAGAAACGGAGGUUGGCAUUCGACGCGUACGUCAGUAACAGCAAGGGAUAUGGCCCUGAUCUGGUAAACGAUGGCUGGACGGCGACUCCGGCCGGAUCUGGCUUUCUGGGUUCCAAGUCAAAGCUUGUCGCUCCCAAUGAGGUCGAAGAGCAUAUCAAGGACCUUUAUACGCUAGAUCUUCCGCGCACUGAGUCCCUGCGAAAACACGUCGACAAGAUUGUCAAAGACAAACAUACUGCCGAAAAGCUGAAAGCAUGGUAUGGAAGCUGGUGCAAGCGGCCUUCCUUCCAUGAUGAAUAUCUCCAGACUUUCAACAAGCCCAACGUUACGUUGAUCGACACGGACGGCAAAGGUCUCGAUCGAUACACCGAAAACGGUAUUCAAUACAACGGCAUCGAGUACGAGAUCGAUGCUCUCAUUCUCGCUACCGGAUUUACGGUUGAUCCAGACCUGGACCCCUCUGAGAAGAGUCGUGUUAUUAUCAAGGGACGCCAAGGGCUCACAAUGAAGGAGUAUUGGCAUUCUUCCGAUGCUGGAACAUUCUUGGGCGUCACGAUGCCGGGUUUCCCCAAUCUUUUCGGCUUCUUCCGUGGUGGGUCGGCUUCGUGGAACCAUACGUCAAGCAUGGAUAACGAGGCUACGCUCGUUGCCAGCAUCGUGGCUAAGGCGCAAAAGCAGGUUGGCGGUCAAGGCCAACGAUUCGUUAUCGAACCUUUGAAGGAGGCGGAACACGAGUAUGGUCUCGAAGUUGCGAAGAGAGCAGCCUGGUUCGCCGCCAUGUCUUCAUGUACGCCCGGCUACUUCAAUGGCGAAGGCAUGGCAACCCUUAAGAGUAAAGAACCAAAGACCCAGGAGCAGCGUCUUCAGCAAGGGAAGAAGGCAAACUGGGGUGGUGGGCCGGUGGAUUAUAGAGAGAUGGUUGAGGAUUAUGCUGCCAACAAGAAUCCUCAAGGCUUUACUAUUGAGGUAGUUUCGGCGCAGGCAUAAGGAUUGUAGUGUAGAUUUGCUUGUGUAUGAGGAGCCGUGUGCAACAAGUGCGAUA